This is a messenger RNA of Melanotaenia boesemani (Boeseman's rainbowfish), 4997 nucleotides long. Its product is annotated as A disintegrin and metalloproteinase with thrombospondin motifs 15-like. Bases 267 to 3128 code for a protein of 953 amino acids. Gene Ontology annotation, biological process: extracellular matrix organization; proteolysis. Gene Ontology annotation, molecular function: zinc ion binding; metalloendopeptidase activity. The transcript is spliced from 8 exons. The record is from RefSeq and is a predicted model, not a curated record. NCBI's taxonomy places the organism in Eukaryota, Metazoa, Chordata, Actinopteri, Atheriniformes, Melanotaeniidae.
CCCCACAGGGGAGAGAGAUUGUGUUUCCAUAUUUUUGCACAUGCCGAAAAUGCAUAAAGUCCACAUAAGGCAGCACUCGACCCAGUACUCACAGGUGGAGGAUGGAAAUGGGUCAUGACCGGGAGGAGUUUUCUCUGAGUGGACUUGCACGACCUGCAUUGUUGUAGAUCCCUGCGCUUUGGAUUAUGGUUUUCAUCCUGAACUGUGGCUCGCCUCGCUUCCACUGAACUUGCAGAUUUAUUAUCAUUUGUUUACUCCGUUGGUCAAUGCAUUCUUUGUUGAAUGCAAAGAUCGUCAUGUUCAUCAGAAGAACUUUUCUCAUUUACUUUGGGGUCUCACUCUUAAAGCUUGUCCAUUGCCUGGAAAGUGAAAUUUGCUUUCCGAUUACAUUAGAUAACGAUGUCACAAUGGAUUUUGACAACGACGUGGACACCCUUAAUGGAAAAAGUGUCAUAAAGAUACAAGCUUUCCACCAGGAAUUAGUGGUCGAUUUACACCAAGAUUCUAGUUUCAUUGCGCCCUCUAUUUCCAGCCAAGACGCAUUUUGGUUCCUCAACACCGAUGUCAGCGCUGACUUGAGCCGGUGUUUUUACUCCGGAUAUGUCAACGCCGACCCAUACUCCUAUGCUGCUUUAAGCCUCUGCAAAGGUUUACACGGUGCGUUUGGAUUCCAAGGAUGGGAAUAUUUUAUCAGCCCGGCGCGAAAUGACACCACAAGCGCAGAGAGCGCGCACAUCAUCCAGCGCAGAAGCAGCAACAGCCUCAAGCAUAAUUCAGCUUCUAGGUGCGCAGUGGACAGCGAUUUAAGCCUCCAAUUUGCACAAUCACUGGAGAAAUACAAGCGACUGACGAACUACAACAAUAUAACCGAAACGAUGCUGAAAAGGAUGGGGAGAGCCAAAAGGUUCGCCUCAGUCCCCAGGUACGUGGAAACGCUCGUAGUGGCAGACGAGUCCAUGGCGCAGUUCCACGGAGAUGACCUGAAACAUUACCUCUUGACACUGAUGUCAGUGGCAGCGAGGCUGUACAAGCACCCUAGCAUUCUGAACGCCAUCAGUAUUACAGUUGUGAAGAUUGUGAUUAUAUCAGAGGAGGACAAAGGACCCAAGGUGUCCGGGAACGCAGCCAUGACGCUGCGGAACUUUUGUACUUGGCAAAAAAAGAUGAAUAAAAACAACGAUAAGCAUCCAGACUACUGGGACACAGCGAUUCUCUUCACUAGACAGGACCUCUGUGGAGCCUCCACCUGUGACACUCUCGGCAUGGCAGAUGUUGGCACCAUGUGUGACCCAAAGAGGAGCUGCUCUGUGAUUGAAGAUGACGGUCUACCUUCAGCCUUCACCACUGCUCAUGAGCUUGGACAUGUGUUCAACAUGCCCCAUGACAAUGUCAAGGCCUGUGAAGAUGUGUUUGGGAAACUACAGGACAACCACAUGAUGUCUCCUACACUUAUUCAGAUCAACCGCACUAGCCCCUGGUCUCCGUGCAGUGCUGCUAUCAUCACUGAAUUUUUGGAUGCUGGGCAUGGGGAAUGUUUGCUGGACCAGCCUCAGAAACCACUAGUUCUUCCUGAUGUACAGCCUGGAGAUAGCUACAGCCUUGACCGUCAGUGUGAGCUUGCCUUUGGAGAAGGCUCCAAGCCUUGUCUCUUCAUGCAGUCACCGUGCAGUCGUUUGUGGUGCACAGGAAAGUCCAGUGGCCACUUUGUGUGUAUGACUCGACACUUUCCCUGGGCAGAUGGCACCCACUGUGGUGAAGGAAAGGUCUGUGACCGAGGAGUCUGCUCUGACCAACAGGUUCACAAUGUGAAAGUGGAUGGACGCUGGGGUAAGUGGGGUUUGUUUGGCUCCUGUUCACGCACAUGUGGAGGUGGUGCCCAACUGUCUAAAAGGGAGUGUAACAAUCCUGUUCCAUCAAAUGGGGGUAAAUACUGCCGCGGGGUUCGAGUCAGAUAUCGCUCCUGCAACUUGAACCAUUGCCCUGAAACAGGUAAGAGUUUUCGUGAAGAGCAGUGUGAGAUCUCUGGGCAAGGUUUCAACAGUAACCAUAUCACCCAUCCUGUGAUGUGGGUACCCAAGUACUCUGGAGUUUCCACAGAAGACAGGUGUAAACUCAUCUGCAGGGCAAAUGGAACUGGCUACUUCUAUGUCCUGUCACCAAAGGUUGUUGAUGGGACUCCAUGCUCACCAGAUUCCACAGGAGUGUGUGUUCAAGGGAAAUGCAUUAAGGCUGGAUGUGAUGGCAAAAUUGGCUCCAACAAGAAGUUUGAUAAGUGUGGAAUCUGUGGAGGUGAUAACAAGGCCUGCAAGAAGGUGUCAGGACUCUUCACAAAGCCUUUGCAUGGCUACAACUUUGUGGUGAUGUUACCAGUUGGUGCAGCCAACAUAGACAUACGUCAGCGAGGCUAUAAAGGAAUGAUGAGUGAUGACAACUAUCUGGCAGUGAAGAACAGUCAAGGCCAUUACCUGCUCAAUGGGAAUUAUAUAGUGUCAGCUGGUGAGAAAGAUAUCAUUGUAAAGAGUAGCUUGCUGCGCUACAGCGGCACAUCCGGCCUCUCAGAGACCCUGCAGGCAAUAAAACCGCUCGGAGAAGCCUUGACUGUAGAGGUGUUGUGUGCAGGCAAGAUGACACCUCCUCGCAUCCGCUACUCAUUCUACCUCCCUCGUCAGACCAAAGAGGACAAAACUCUGAAGAAGGAUGGGCAUGCCAGCACCCACAAUAGUGUCCUGGUAGAGGAUGGCAGCAAAGAGAAAGGAGACACCCUGAAAAGCUCCUACAGUAAAGAGGAUUCUACACUUGGGAAAUGGAUUUCUGCAGCCUGGGACCAGUGCUCUGUGUCCUGCGGCCAGGGUUUCCAGAGAAGGAUGGUGCAGUGUCUUAUACCAGAUGGAAAGCCAGGGGUGGACUGUGAUCCUUCGCAAAGGCCUUCAGCAACUAGGGUUUGUGGAGAGCCGUGUGCUGAGUGGCAUAUUGGGAAUUGGUUGCCCUGCUCCCGAACCUGUGGGAAGGGCUUCAAGAGGCGAUCACUGCACUGCAAAAGCCAGACUGGGCACAUUUUCACAAGGGAUCACUGCGCUGGCUUUCGUAAACCACAGGAGCUGGACUUCUGUAACCUAAGGCCUUGUUAGUGACUCAAACUACACACAUGUUUUAAUGUUUUAAAAGGACUGAAUUGAAUCCACCUGCAAGUAUCACACCAUGCCUGUCAGAUGCAGAUGUUUCCACCUGCACUGCUGGACUGUUAGAGGAUGACAGACAUUGCUUGGAAGGAGUACAAGAAUAUUGGAGAGUAAGUCACAGCUGGAGGAUGAAUGCUGGAAGAUAUUUUUCUCUGCCAUCACUCUGUAACUCUGAUGGGAAAAUAACAUAAUAGAAAGUCAAGUAAAAUUUGAAUCCUCCGUUCUGUCAGCCAACACACAAUGCCCAUUUGCAAGCAAUCAGUCUACUUUGCAGCAUGAGUCUGGAACCCAUUUAAUGUCAUAAUAGUUGAACAUCAAAGUUCUUUAGCUGGGUCUUGCAGAUAUUCAGUACUGUAUUGGUAAAGCCAACUACUGGUAGUUGUCCAAAGAAUGACUCCAGCCAUUUUUCAAACAGAAUGUGUCCCAGGAAUGGCAUGCAUAAUAUAUACCAAGUGACAUAGUCUUUUAGGGUUUAUUCAUUUAGAAAGGGAACAUCUAGAGAGACUGUACUGCUGCAUCAAUUAUCUAAUGCGAACAGCUAAUGGAUACCAACUGUCAGGACACAACAGUGAUAAAACCCUAGACAGCUUUUGACAGUAGCUGCCACUGUGUUCAAGUGUCCAUCACUUUCACAGAAGCAAACAGUAAUUCAGCAUUUCUUUUUGAAGAAUUUGUCUGCGUCAGAGAGGUUUUUUUGUUGUUGUUACAACUACAAUCUGAAGUCAUGCUGGUUAUCUUUAUAACCAAAAAGAACAAAAAGGGGGCAGGAGACAAGUGGUUUGAUCCCUAAAAGCUUUAGGGUGAGCUUCAGCUUUAAUCUGAUGUCAUACAUACAAACUCAGAAAGGGUCCAAUUCCUGCCUCUUUUUGUUCUGCAUGUUUCAUUGCUGCCUUCAAUUGACCUCAACUAUUUGUCUUCACAUUUUAUAGUCUUCAGCCGGUCAUGAAGCCUUAUUACAUCAAGCCUGUCUGGCAAAGUUACCACCAAUAAUUUAUUAUUAAUGAAACAAUAAAGCACAGAGGAAGUGUUGCCCAGAAACUCCUUAUUCGAGGCUUCAGAGCCUGAAGCAUGCUGAUCCUUCUGCAUUCUUGAUGAUAUCCUGUAAUCCAUUACGUACUUCUCUUUUUUAAGUGGCCACAUUGAUCAGUUCAGCAUCCAACUACUGGAUGAAUCUUGCAUUAAUUGAAUUAUCAUUAUAUUUGUUUGUUUUUCUACUUUUCUAAUAAGCUUUUGCACUUUGUACAGCAAAAGAAACCAAUGACCUACAUGAGCUGUACUGUAUACCAUGUAUACAUUCAUUCAGCUCUGUUAAAAUGUAAAUACUUUUUAAAACUUCUUUUUUUACACAGACAUUUGUAAUAGUCUUUGACUUAUGCAUAUUUAUUCUAAAAUAAAGCAGUUAUCUAAAAAUAAUGAUACCUUGAUCCUUUUUUAAAAAUAUAUAUCAGUAUCUUUGCAUUAUUGUAUAUCAGUGUGAAUUCUUUUUCUCAGAAAUGCCUUCUUUUCUGUCAUUUUUAUUAACAUUUCUUAAACGUGUACUAGCAUAUACUGCACACUGUUAAUGUAGGAACACAGAUGAUAUAUGCUGGAGACAAGAAGAUGCUGAUAGGAAGGUGACAACAAAACCACACUUCAGACAGAAGUGCAGUAGUUACCAGUUACACUGUCUGGAUGUUGUCAAAACUUUGGAUGAAGCAGUGUUUGACCACAUCAACCACAAGUAAAUUUUAACCAAUCAGAUCAAUAAACACACUGCUAGGAAACAGGUUGUUAGUUAAAGGUCCUGUUGACGCCUGCUGGUGGACAAAUAAAGUCACU